Neoarthrinium moseri is the source of this 474-nucleotide messenger RNA. RefSeq lists its product as uncharacterized. The transcript is spliced from 2 exons. Lineage: Eukaryota; Fungi; Ascomycota; Sordariomycetes; Amphisphaeriales; Apiosporaceae. Gene Ontology annotation, molecular function: ubiquitin-like protein ligase binding; protein tag activity. Gene Ontology annotation, biological process: protein sumoylation. Gene Ontology annotation, cellular component: nucleus; septin ring. Bases 1 to 474 code for a protein of 157 amino acids. The record is from RefSeq and is a predicted model, not a curated record.
AUGCCUUCUUCCUUCCUGAAAGGAAAGCCCACAAAUCGACCAAGCAGCAGCCGCGAGGCUACGCCCAUGACGACGCCAGGUCCCAGUACCAGAGCUCCAGACACCACCCGAAACAGCCCUGUCCUGUCCGCGGCAGUUACUGAGGGUAACGGAAAUGCCACUUCCAACAUCGAGGGUGCUUCGAAAGACAGGCCCAACUACAUCAACCUCAAGUUCAAGGAAAGCGCCCGGUACCAGCGCGAGACCAUGGUGCGCGUGGAAAGAACCGCAGCCAUUGGCGGCACGCUAGAGGAGUACGCCCGACAGGUUGGCAAGCACCUGGACGUCCUCCGUUUCAUCACCUACGAUGGGCAGAGGAUCGGAAGCGAUGAUAGUCCUGCUGAUCUAGAACUCGAGGAAGGGGACAUCGUCGAUGUGCUGAUUCCCCAGCAUGGGGGCAUGGGAGAACCUUCAGGCCUUACGUCGCAGUGGUGA